AACGGCUCAAAUAGCCCUGGAUGGUUCAGACCACCAUCAAAAGGCGACUGUAAAGAGAUAAUUCACCUCUUCAUCUGGGCAUUAGUGGGGAAAAGAGACGCUGAAAUGGUGCGGCUGCAUGUGAAGAGGGGAGAUGAAAGCCAGUUCCUGCUGGACACGACGGUGGAUGAGUCCGUGGACUCACUGAUCCACCACAUUACAGCCAUUUACAACCUGAGACUCAAAGUGAUGCGCGUUUGUUCCGAGAUGGUGGACCUGGCCGAUCACGGCAUCACGCUUCCACCCAACAUGCAGGGCCUGAGCGCGGAGCAGAUCGUGGAUCUGAAGCUGAGAGACGACUGGGAGGAUACGUGUGUGCCCAGCGGAGGAGUGGUGUUCAGGAAGGACAAGAUCGGGAGGAGGAACGGACAAGCUCCGAUUGACAGCAUGAAACAGCUCAUGGUGAAAACCACCCAGGAGGCCAAGGCGCUCAUCUCCAAGAAGCAAGUGGAAGCAAACGUGUGCGUGACCAUGAACAUGAUCAAGGAGAGUCUUGACCUGCUCAGGGGGGCCAUCAUGAUCGUGUAUCCGAUGGGGCUGCCGCCUCACGACCCAGUCAGGAUGGAGCUGGAGAACCGCGAGGACCUGUCGGGAACUCAGGCGUCUCUGGAGGUGAUGGAGGAGGACGAGUGUCAGCUGUGGUGGGCCGCCAAGGAGCUGCAGAGAGGCAGCAAGCUGCUGGACUAUGUCGGCAGAAACGAGAAGACCAAGGUGGUGGUGAAGAUCCAGAAGAAGGGACAGGGGGCGCCAGGGAGAGAGCCCCUGGUCACCGACGCGCAGCAGAAGCAGAUGAUGAUGCACUACUACAGACGACAGGAAGAGCUGAAGAAGCUCGAUGAGGCUGACGACGACUCCUAUCUGGACUCGGAGUGGUCAGACGGCCAGGCCCUGAAGAGGCACUUCCAGGGUCUGUCCAAAAUAAAGUGGGGCCCGAGAUGAAGACUUGAGCUUCACUUCUCUUCCUUUUGUCCAACCAUUAAAAAUAAAAAC
Molecule: messenger RNA, 1029 nt
Organism: Synchiropus splendidus (mandarinfish)
Lineage: Eukaryota; Metazoa; Chordata; Actinopteri; Syngnathiformes; Callionymidae
Product: cilia- and flagella-associated protein 298-like
Exons: 1
Coding region: 106-978 (290 amino acids)
Biological process (GO): regulation of cilium movement
Source: RefSeq, a predicted model, not a curated record